Molecule: messenger RNA, 1266 nt
Organism: Prosopis cineraria
Lineage: Eukaryota; Viridiplantae; Streptophyta; Magnoliopsida; Fabales; Fabaceae
Product: GRAS family protein TF80-like
Exons: 1
Coding region: 1-1266 (421 amino acids)
Biological process (GO): regulation of DNA-templated transcription
Cellular component (GO): nucleus
Molecular function (GO): DNA-binding transcription factor activity; sequence-specific DNA binding
Source: RefSeq, a predicted model, not a curated record
AUGUCUUGGUGCUUCCUAUUCCCUAAUUCAUUUCUCUCUGUCUCUCCUUCUAUAGAUUCGCCAAGGCAGGACCUCAAAGACAUGAACGUGGAAGAAAGGGCCUUAUACCUAGUUCAUCUUUUGAAGACUUGUGCUAGGCAUACAGAAGAUGGUCAGUUCAAGAAGGCAAGCGCUGGACUUGAGUGCAUUGCUAGUGUUGCUGCUCCUGAUGGCGAUCCAAUGCAGAGGCUAGCUACUUACUUUCUUGAUGGGCUUGCUUACAGGUUGGUCAAGAAUAUUCGUGGUGUGCCUGAAGCUCUAAAUCUGUCAAAUCCCUUGUCCACCUUAGCACAACAAUAUGCCAGAAAGUUGUUCUUUGAGUUUUGUCCAUUCUUGAAGUUUUCUUAUCUGAUCUCCAAUCAGACCAUUGUAGAAGCCAUGGAAGGAGAACAAGUGAUUCAUAUUAUUGAUCUCAAUGCCUGUGAUGCUGGUCAAUGGAUAUCCCUUCUUCAUAGUUUGAAAGAACAACGACAAGGAAGUCCACUACCUUAUGUGAAGAUCACAGGGAUUCAUGAGAAUAAAGGGGUUUUGGAACAAAUGCGGAUUCAGUUGAUUGAAGAAUCUGAGAAAAUGAGCAUCCCCUUAGAUUUCUAUCCCAUUGAGAGCCAGUUAGAAAAACUUUGCUUUGACAAGUUGCCUGUGAAGCCAGGAGAGCUCCUUGCUGUAAGUUCUGUUCUUCAGCUACAUUCUCUUCUGGCGGUUGAAGAUCAGAUCAGUCCUGAUUCAGUCUUGCCACCUAAUCCUUCGCAAUUCGACUCACCUAAGAUGAGGUGGUUUCUAAGUAGCCUUUGGAAACUCAAACCCAGAUUGAUGGUCAUUACAGAACAAGAAUCAGAUAACAAUGGGCCUUCUGUUACAGACAGGCUUGACAAGGCACUGAACUUCUAUGCUGCACUGUUCCAUUGCUUGGAAGGUAAUGUUCCCAAAGCAAGAGCAAUAGAGAGAAUCAUGAUGGAGAGGAUGCUUCUUGGGGAGGAGAUAAAGAACAUUAUUACUUGUGAUGGAGUUGACAGAAAAGAGAGGCAUGGCAAGUUUUCAAAUACAUGGCAUCCAUGGCUGAAAUUGGCUGGAUUCAAGCGAGUGCCACUUCACUAUGAAAGAAUGUUGCAGGUAACAAGGCCAUUGCAGAGCUAUGGGCGUGGAUACAAGUUACUAGAGAACAAUCAAUGUCUGCUCACAUGCUGGAAUGAUCUUCCACUCUAUUCUAUAUCAGCCUGGAGGUUCUAA